GAUGAGAAUACUGGACCAUCUCCAGUGGCGUUGCGCAUACAAAGACUAAGUGUCACCUUUAGGUGUAGUGUAAAAGAAUUUAUAUCUGUACAGCAUUUCUCACAACCUCAGCGCGACACCAAUACGCUUUACAGCCGAUGAAUUGCUUUCGAAGUGUGGGCACUCCUGUAACGUAGGGGAAUUCAGCAGUCACAUAUCACACAGUAAGAUCCCACAAACAGCAACGAGAUAAAUGAUUCAUUGUUUUAGUGAUGUUAUUUGAUGGAUAAAUAUUGGAGAGGAUUCUUUUUCCUGCUUUUCUUUGAAAUAGUGCCUCUGGGUCUUUUACACCCACUUAGAGGGCAGACGAGGUCUUGGGCUAAGCAAAGCACAACUCUGGAGCACUUCUUCAGUACAGUACAGAAUUGUGAGUUUGCAUUAUGUGAUCUUCUGACAUUGGAGUUCUUGACAGGGAAGAUGUGUGAAGACAACAAGCUGCCUCACCACGCCUGGAUAGGAAACCCAGACCAUGGGUUGCUGCUCCUGGAAGAGCUUCAAUGGAUCCUCGCUGAUUCAAAGACUCUGGGCAAUCCUGGAGGGUUGACAAUUCUGGAACUGGAGGGCAGUUGGGUCCACGGGACUCACCUCAGCAAUGAAACAACUUCAGGACAAGAGAGGAAGACAAAUAAAACUGAAAGUGUCUUAAGAAUUCUAUACCAAUUUUGUUUUGGCUUAUGAAAAAAUUCAAUUACCUGUUAAUAUUUCCCCGUGUUAGCCAGUUGCGGUUAAGGUUUGUGCUCCGGAACAUUUGUUGUGUGCACAUUGUAGCCGGUGGGACACUGAUCACUGUCGGAUCAAAUAUGGCAGCGGCCGGUAGCAAUGGUGAUUUUCCAUCGCCCAACAACAAAAAUGUGGCUGAGACUCCACAGAAAGUGCGGCAACUACUAUCUGACAGCAUCGCGGAGAUUGAUCAGACAAGUUCUAUCUCUGAAUCACCUGAUGGCAGUGAUUUACCCAGAUCGCCAGUUCCCUGUGACUCUGCUAAUAAAGAAGCUUUCUUCUCACGGGUUGAAACUUUCACGUCAUUCAAGUGGGCUGGGAUAUGCUUUGAACUCUCCCCAUUGCAGUGCGCCAAAUACGGUUGGACCAACAUAGAGUGUGACAUGUUGAAGUGUUGCAGUUGUCAGGCAUUCCUGUGCACCACUGUGCAUCCAACCUUGGAUGCCAAUAAAUAUAGAGAGCGGGUUGCUGGACUGCAGGAAGGAUUGAAAACAGCACAUGAGAAGUUCUGCUUUUGGCCUGACAGUCCCUGUCCAGAUCGGUUCUGGGCUUUACCUUUGAACGAACCGGCAGCCCUCCUGCAUGGGGUGACGGAGCGGUUCAAGAGUCUUUGCUCCCUGGAGUCCCAGUUACCGGCCAUCAAACAUGAUGAUCUCAAAGACAUGACUGUCACGGAGGAAACCAUCAGCUCGCUGUUGCAGUUGGUAGAAGAUGAAUUGAAGUGUGCCACUGUGCCAGACAGCCUUGGACUGAAAAUCAGUGCUGAUGUCCUCCCUGUCCACCUUUCUGCAUGUAUCCUCGCUCUGUCUGGCUGGGCUGCUGGUUCUUCCUCGGAAUUUCUCCACCUGCCGGUUAUCACCUGCUCCUAUUGCAUGCGGAAGGUGGGUCUGUGGAGCUUUCAGCAGAUUGAUGGCGUUUGCCCGGCCAGUGAACCUGACAUUCCCACCUGCAGUAUCUCCCCACAAGAAAACAAGCCAGAAAGGUCGACGCCAACUCCGCCUGCAACGUCUCCUCACAGGAUGAUCACUCGAAGCCAGGAUGCUGCCCAGUCACAGAGCAGCGAGCAGCAUGAAACCAGCCCUUCGCCCAUUGGGUCUCGCACACGAAGUCGAGAUGUCCACAGUCCCACUCCAGUUGAUCGAGGCGAGUCGGACUCUGUCAGUUCACAUUUGCGAAACAAGCGACCAGUGACCCGAAGCAUGGGUCAAGGAGACAUACCUUCCAGCCCACAGCGGAAGCCCAAGCGAAUGCGUUUGCCCUCGUCCACCAGCUCUGAUAGUACUCGGGGAUACUUUAACCCUGUCUCCCAGCACAGGGAUUGGUGUCCGUGGAUUAGGAGGAAGCUGAAACUAGAAGAUAAGCCACUCAACCCAGAGCCAGGAGAGCAGACCUCAGCGCCUGAGAUGACAGAGCUAGGGUGGAAGGAGGCACUUGAGGUCCUCUUGUCACUGAACAGCUCCCGGACCCCAAAUGAGGGCUCGGACAGUGUUUCUCUUUCAGAAAAGUCCAGCAAGGUAUUCCGAAUAUUCCGACAGUGGCAAGUCCCGUGUUCCUCAUAGUGUGAGUCAUUCCUUUGAAGGGGAAUGGCGAUGUAGCUGGUGUUGGAUUAAAUUGGCAUUGGUUAUGAUGGCUGAGACAGAUUUUGAACCUCUUCAUACCAGCAAGUGAUAGUCUGGAGUGACUGACAGAUUAUAUUUUUUCAAAAGUCUACAGAUGUCUUUUAAAUGUAGCAAAGUAUACAAAGAAUGGAGCUGGUCUAUGUUUAGCCCAUUCUGUAACUUGGUGGAACCCAUGAGGAGGAACUACCAUUACUGUGCUUCAGAGAUGUGCAUUUAACAUACGUUAAAACAUCACAAAGGCUUUGGACAAAUGUGAAUAAAAUGUUUUGAUAGUU
Messenger RNA from Carcharodon carcharias (great white shark), 2653 nucleotides. RefSeq names its product zinc finger, C3HC-type containing 1 (gene zc3hc1). Gene Ontology annotation, cellular component: nucleus. Bases 714 to 2318 code for a protein of 534 amino acids. The record is from RefSeq and is a predicted model, not a curated record. The transcript is spliced from 12 exons. NCBI's taxonomy places the organism in Eukaryota, Metazoa, Chordata, Chondrichthyes, Lamniformes, Lamnidae. Gene Ontology annotation, molecular function: zinc ion binding.